This is a messenger RNA of Seriola dumerili (greater amberjack), 1131 nucleotides long. It is a transcript of the gene hs3st2, whose product is annotated as heparan sulfate glucosamine 3-O-sulfotransferase 2-like. Gene Ontology annotation, molecular function: [heparan sulfate]-glucosamine 3-sulfotransferase activity. NCBI's taxonomy places the organism in Eukaryota, Metazoa, Chordata, Actinopteri, Carangiformes, Carangidae. Bases 1 to 1131 code for a protein of 376 amino acids. The record is from RefSeq and is a predicted model, not a curated record. The transcript has 2 exons.
AUGGCACAUAGGUUCCUCUCAUCUACCAACAGAUUCAGCGCCAGAUUCGCCUUCAUAUUCACCGUGUCACUGUCUUGCACAUAUUUAUGCUACAGUAUCAUUUUUUGUCGCAGCACAAUCAUGACAAACCGGGGUUACGAGGGGAGAAGAUGCCCGCCGAGCAAGAACGCAGGGGGGAAGAAACUUCUUGGAAAUUCAGACAAUUGCGCUUCGCUGGAAGUCAGGUCCGCCCUGGAUGAGACCGCCGCACAGCGAGGAUCAAGUGAUCUCCGCGACCAAACUAAAGCCCCUGCCACGUCUGGAAGUCACUGGACUGACAUGAAGUUGAGAAACAUGAGUGUUGCGCAAAAAUAUGGGAAUAAGAAGCUGCCUAAUGCGUUAAUAGUCGGGGUAAAGAAAGGAGGCACCAGGGCGGUGCUGGAGUUCAUCCGGAUACAUCCAGAUGUGCGCGCACUCGGAACAGAGCCGCACUUUUUCGACAGAAACUACGACAGAGGGCUGGACUGGUACAGGGGACUAAUGCCACGAACACUAGACAGCCAGAUCACAUUAGAGAAGACUCCCAGCUACUUUGUCACCAGAGAGGCACCAAGACGCAUCUCCAGCAUGUCCCACGAGACCAAGCUGAUUGUUGUGGUGCGCAACCCAGUCACAAGAGCCAUCUCUGACUACACACAGACUCUUUCCAAGAAGCCCGACAUCCCUACGUUUGAAGAGCUGGCCUUUAAGAACAGAAGUUUGGGUCUUGUCGACACUUCCUGGAACGCCAUCCGGAUCGGGAUGUAUAUUCUGCACCUGGAGAACUGGCUGCAGUACUUCCGCCUGUCGCAGAUGCACUUUGUGAGCGGGGAGCGGCUGAUCACCGAUCCAGCGGGGGAGAUGGGCCGCGUUCAGGACUUUUUAGGACUGAAACGAAUAAUUACGGACAAGCACUUCUACUUUAAUCGAACCAAAGGCUUCCCCUGUCUCAAGAAGCCGGAGAGCAGCAGCCAGCCGCGCUGCCUCGGCAAAUCCAAGGGUAGGACUCACGUGCAGAUCGACCAGGAGGUCAUCGAGCAACUGCGGGAGUUUUAUAGGCCAUUUAAUAUCAAAUUCUAUGAAACUGUGGGACAAGACUUUAAGUGGGAUUGA